UGAAACGAAAGCUCUAAGAUCUAAUCUUCUCAUUCGCUAAUCAUACAUAAUAAUCUGUUACUUAUAUACUGUUUCAAUUGUUUUUUUUUUGGUUGAUCUAUUGUUCUAUUUUUGCAGGAUUUGUAUUUGUUUCUCUGUUUUUGUUUUUUUGAUAGAAUGGAUUCAGGAGGAUCUUUCGGUAUGUUGAACAAGUCUCAAUCUAGAAAUCCAUUGCAAGACCAUGCUGUUCUUCACAGAAGAAACUCCAAUGAAAAUUUGGAUAGAUUUAUCCCUAACAGAUCUGCAAUGGAUUUUGACUAUGCACACUACAUGCUAAUGGAAGCAAAGAAAGGUAAGGAAAAUCCAGUUUCAAGUUCUCCAGCGAAAGAGGCUUACAGGAAGCAGCUUGCAGAGGCUUUGAACAUCAACAGAACCAGAAUUCUUGCGUUCAAGAACAAACCACCUACACCUGCAGAGUCGCUGUUCCCUGAAACUUCAUCAGUUCAGCAAGCAAAACCAGCAAAGCCCCGAAGAUCUAUUCCCCAAACUUCAGAGAGGACAUUAGAUGCUCCAGAGAUCAUUGAUGAUUACUACUUGAAUUUGUUGGACUGGGGAAGCAGCAAUGUCCUUGCAAUAGCUCUCGGAAACACCGUGUACUUGUGGGACGCUACAGAUUCAUCCACCUCUGAGCUCAUGACUGUCGAUGAAGAUACAGGCCCUAUUACUAGUGUCAGCUGGGCUCCUGAUGGUCGUCACAUUGCUGUUGGAUUGAACAGCUCUGAAGUUCAACUCUGGGAUUCUACAUCUAACAAACAACUGAGAACUCUACGAGGCGGUCAUGAAUCUCGAGUUGGUGCUAUGGAUUGGAACAACCAUGUUCUGUCAACAGGAGGAAUGGACGGUUUGAUUAUUAACAAUGAUGUCAGAAUCAGAAACCACAUUGUAGAAACAUACAGAGGACAUCAUCAAGAAGUGUGUGGAUUGAAAUGGUCUGCAUCAGGACAACAAUUAGCAAGUGGUGGGAAUGACAACCUUCUUCAUAUCUGGGAUAGAUCAGUUGCUUCUUCAAACUCUCCUACUCAAUGGCUUCACAGACUUGAAGACCACACUGCUGCUGUGAAAGCCCUUGCUUGGUGUCCAUUCCAGGCUAAUUUACUUGCUUCUGGAGGUGGUGGAGGCGAUAGAUGUAUUAAAUUCUGGAACACCCACACUGGAGCUUGCUUGAAUUCUGUGGAUACUGGAUCCCAAGUUUGUUCUUUGCUCUGGAACAAAAAUGAGAGAGAACUUUUGAGCUCUCAUGGGUUCACUCAAAACCAAUUGACCCUUUGGAAAUAUCCAUCAAUGGUUAAGAUUGCUGAGCUUACUGGUCACACUUCAAGAGUUCUAUACAUGGCUCAGAGUCCGGAUGGAUGUACUGUAGCAUCUGCAGCAGGGGAUGAAACUUUAAGAUUCUGGAAUGUCUUUGGGACACCUGAAUUGGCUAAACCUGCACCCAAAUCCAACCCAGAGCCAUUUUCUCAUUUCAAUCGCAUCCGUUGAGUUAUGUGGUGAACUACACUUCAAGAGUUCUAUGCAUAGCCCAGCAUCUCUGCAGCAUGGGAUGAGAGAGAAGAUUUAAGAAUAUAUUUGGGGGGGAGAUGUAAUUGGCCAAACCUUCAUCUGUAGCCGUUUGCUCAUUCUGAUCACAUCUGUUGAGCAUAUAUGGGGAGGUUUACAAUGAAUUGAACAUAUUAUUCUGUUAUAGAUGAGUUCUGAAGCUGUUGCUGGAUUCGUUAGGCACAGUUGGAAUUACAACCAGAUCUUGUUGCACUUCUGAAGACGUAUGAGAAAUCAGGUUAAGCCGAAGAUAGUGCAAAGAAUGUUGGUUGUGAGCGUGACAAAAUAACUGAAGUGAAGCUAUUGCACUUUUGAAGAUGUAUUGAUAUACACCUGCAUAUAUUAUCUUUUUGUACACUUUCUAGAGACAGAUAUACUGUAACCUCCAUCGAUCUUAAUAAGAAAAACUAUCAUCUUCUCCCGUGGAUGUAGGCUAGCCAUAGCCGAACCACGUAAUUGCUGUGUCGAGUCUAUACUUCUAUUCUUUAUUUCUCCGAAGUGGUUGUUAUUCUUCUCAUUCC
Messenger RNA from Papaver somniferum (opium poppy), 2096 nucleotides. RefSeq names its product cell division cycle 20.2, cofactor of APC complex-like. NCBI's taxonomy places the organism in Eukaryota, Viridiplantae, Streptophyta, Magnoliopsida, Ranunculales, Papaveraceae. The transcript is spliced from 6 exons. Gene Ontology annotation, cellular component: anaphase-promoting complex. The record is from RefSeq and is a predicted model, not a curated record. Gene Ontology annotation, molecular function: ubiquitin ligase activator activity; protein binding; anaphase-promoting complex binding. Bases 157 to 1518 code for a protein of 453 amino acids. Gene Ontology annotation, biological process: positive regulation of anaphase-promoting complex-dependent catabolic process; anaphase-promoting complex-dependent catabolic process; positive regulation of ubiquitin protein ligase activity.